UGAAUGAAAGACCGGUCGCUACUAGAAGUUUCUAAACAAAACUCUCGUUUUAUUUUGAUUUUCUCAAUAUAUUUUCAAAUAUUUCUCGUGAAAGCAAUCAGAAACAAAGAAACAUAAUGUCUGCUGUGAGCACACAAAAGCUUCAGUGUUACAACAAGGGAUGUGGGCGUGUUUACUUGCUGGAGGAAGACGGUGAAGGUUGUUGUAUUCACCAUCCUGGGGCUCCUGUAUUCCAUGAUGCCUUGAAAGGAUGGUCAUGCUGUAAGAAGAGAACCACGGAUUUCACUGAAUUCCUCAACAUACCGGGAUGUGCAAAGUCAAAACAUAAUCCAGUGAAACCGGUUGAAGAGCCCAAACCAGAAUCAACAAACGAUGAUGAUGUUGUGCCUGAGGUUGCAGUAGAACCCCCACCUCGUCGGCCAAUUCAGAAUGCUGAUCCUGAAGAAAGACCCAGCAUAGAUGAGCCAAUGAUUAAACUACCUCUAUCAGUUGAUCCAUCAUUAAAAGCUGCUCUUGAAAGAAUGUCAUUAAAUUCCAAAACACAGCAAGAAGCCACUCAGGGUGAUGGAGAAAUUAAGAAGGGGACAGUGUGCAAGAACAAGGGCUGUCGGAUGCCUUAUGAAGGUGAGAUCAGUCUAUCAGAUCGAUGCAGGCAUCAUCCUGGAGCAGCUAUAUUCCAUGAAGGAAUGAAGUACUGGUCAUGUUGUAAUAGGAAGACUUCAGACUUUAAUAACUUUUUAAAUCAGGAAGGAUGUACUGUGGGCUGUCAUGUUUUUAAGAGUUCAGAGAGUGAGGAGAAGAAGCUGGUUGCAUGCAGGCAUGACUGGCAUCAAACGGGUAAAAUGGCUGUCCUAUCUGUGUAUUGCAAGAAGUCCAAUCCAAGUGCUACGGUUGUACAAGCUAACCAAGUCUCCUUAGAUAUACAUAUAUCAUUUGACCAAGGCAAGAGUGCAUUUAGGAAAACUAUCAAACUAGAAGGGGUGAUUGAUCCAAACCGUAGCGUUGUUAACAUGCUCGGAAGCAAGGUGGAGAUUAAACUACACAAAGCAGAGGCAAUGGCAUGGAAGAAGUUUGAACUGGAAUAAUGAGAACUGCUGCUCUCUACUAAAUGAAAUAAUGAAUGCAACAUGAAGGGGUCAGUCUCACAGGAGGAAAUAAUUCAUAGCGUUAGGGAACUGUUGUUUUUUGAAACUGAUGUAAGGCUAACAACAUUGUCAUCCAAAGAAACACAAAACCGGCCGACUAUUGAAGUAUGUAAUUACUGUAGAGUGAAUACAGAGAGACAAGUUGUUAACAGGUAAAUUUGAGAACACAUUUCUAUGGAUGUCGUAUAAAUUAUGUUCUUGUGAAAGGCUUUUUUUAAAAUGAAAUUUUGAUACAUUCACCGAACAGAUUGUCUUUUUCCCCACCCAUGGCUAUGUGAAGAAAUGAGGAAGCUUAACCGAACAAAUUUUGAUUUGAAUAUACAGCCAAUGCUUGUUAGUGCAUACAUACAGGGCCAAAUAAUGAACAGUGUGCAAGAAGAGCACAUGGAUAGACUACGAUCGGGUCUGUAGGCCUGACUAGGGUGUAUCCAUUUGGUGAGUCGUGCACAGUAUUAAAUCAUUAUCAGGGGCUGC
Lytechinus variegatus (green sea urchin) is the source of this 1619-nucleotide messenger RNA. RefSeq names its product cysteine and histidine-rich domain-containing protein 1-like. Bases 117 to 1085 code for a protein of 322 amino acids. The transcript has 10 exons. The record is from RefSeq and is a predicted model, not a curated record. NCBI's taxonomy places the organism in Eukaryota, Metazoa, Echinodermata, Echinoidea, Temnopleuroida, Toxopneustidae.